AUGAAACACGACUGGCAGGCGGCGUGGGCGGAGCGGCUGCGGUGGCAGUCGCAGCAGGAGGGCUGGAGCGGCCGCAACGCCAGCGCGCGCUCCGUCAGCCAGCCGAGGUACCUCGAGACGCUCGUCGUCGCCGACAAGAAGUUCCUCGACUACCACAAGGGCUCCGACCUCGAGAACUACAUCCUCACCAUCAUGAACAUGGUGGCAGACUUCUACCACGACGGCAGCGUAGGCAACCUGCUCAACGUCGUAGUUGUGCGCAUCAUCUACUUAGAGAAGGAAGAGGAGGAGAUGGAUCUUGAGAUUUCGCCGGAUGCUGAGAAGACGCUGGCAAGCUUCUGCAAGUGGCAAGUUGGCGUCAACCCAAAGGACAUAUCGCAUCCCAACCAUCAUGAUAUCGCUGUACUUCUCACCAGGCACGACAUCUGCUCGGACAACAUGAGCAACUGCAACCUGAUGGGGCUGGCGUACGUGGCGGCGGCCUGUAAGCCCGACCUGUGCUGCGCCAUCAACGAGGACAGCGGCCUGCUGCUGGGAGUCACCGUUGCCCACGAGAUGGGCCACGUCAUGGGAUGCAGCCAUGACGAGGAGAAUGUAUCUGGAUGCCCGCCCAAGGUGGACGACAACACCUAUAACGUGAUGUCGCCAUACGUGAUGGGCACCACCACACAAUGGUCGCCCUGCAGUCGCAAAUUCAUCACGACCUUCCUAGACGCCGGCCUUGGGGAGUGCCUGCUGGACGAACCGCAGGAGUCGCGCUACGCCUACCCGGAGAUGCCGCCGGGCGCCAUGUACGAUGCUGACUACCAGUGCAAGACCAAUGUAGAGGAAACUACUUGCUGCGGAUUCGGCCAAGAAUCGCACUGCAAGCGGUUGAUGUGCAAGAAAGGAAACAGUAGCUGCGUAUCUGAUGGAAGUCCUGCUGCAGAUGGCACCAAGUGUGGGGAGAAUAAGUGGUGCUACGGGCAGCAGUGCGUGCCGGCCGGCGAGCGGCCGCGCGCGGUUGCAGGCGGCUGGGGGCAGUGGGGCGAGUGGCAGCCCUGCUCGCGCACCUGCGGGGGCGGCGUGCAGGCGUCGCAGCGCGAGUGCGACAACCCGCCGCCCGCGCACCGCGGCCGCUACUGCGUCGGCCUCCGGCGGCGCUACCGCGUCUGUAACAUACAGCCUUGCGAGGACGGCUCGCCAACGUUCCGCGAGGUGCAGUGCUCCGAGAUGGACUCUAAACCGUUCGAGGACAAGCUGCACAAGUGGAAACCAUACCGAAAGGUCGUAAACCCAUGCGCACUGGUGUGCAUCAACGAGGAGCGCGUCUACUCGACGCUGGCACCGCGCGUCAAGGACGGCACCCCGUGCAAGCCCGGCACCAGGGACAUGUGCAUCUCCGGCCGCUGCCGGCACGUGGGCUGCGACUGGGUGCUCGACUCCGAUGCUGCCGACGAUCCGUGCGGCGUCUGCAAGGGCAACGGGACCAUGUGCCAAAAGGCCGACCACACAUUCAGCCAGGCCUCGGGAAACGGGUACACGAAGGUGGUCACCGUACCCACCGGCUCUCGUCACCUCAGCGUGGAGGAGCUGGGCCCCACCGAGAAUACGAUUGCAGUCUCCGAUGAAAAAGGGGAGAUCUUCUUCCUGAACGGAAACUACACGGAGGAGGCGGACGGCGAGUACCGGAUGGGCGGGGCGCUCGCCUUCUACAGCCAUCCCCAGCCCAAUCAGGAGCGACUGGACGUCCCGGGCCCCACGCAGCAGGCGCUCACUAUACACGUGGUGUUCUUCGGCGGCAAGAACCCCGGCGUGCACUACAGCUACUACGAGCCCCUGGAGCGGCCGGCAGACCGCACGCCUCGCUACUCCUGGGAGUUCCUCGGCUGGCAGGACUGCAACGUCGUCUGCGGGGGCGGCACGCAGGUGGCGGAGCCGGUGUGCGUGGAGGAGGGUGCUGGCCGUGUGAGCGACCAGUCCUGCCCCGCAGAGGACAAACCGGCGGCGCGCAGCCGCGUCUGCAACGAGCAGCAGUGCAAGAUCAGGUGGCGUGCGGCGACGUGGGGCCGGUGCUCGGGCUGCGUGUUUCGCGUGGGCAUGGCGCGCAGGCGCGUCGAGUGCGUGCGACAGGCGGCGCGGCCGGAGGAUGACCCGGCCGUGGUGCCCGAGGCCAGCUGCAAGGGGCUGCCGCGGCCCGCAGGCGUCAAGUUCUGCAAGUCCACCAGGCCCUGCAGCAAGGGCGCGCCGGCGCCGGCGCUGCACGGCCGCAGCAGCAAGCAGGUGACUGACGCCGCCUCUGCGCGCCCGAAGAACCGCGCCAGAAGACUGAAGCACAAGACGAAACGGCCAGCGAUCACCUCCGAAAGCACCACCGCCGCCCAGGCUCCUGUGGUGCAGGACCGCGUGCCUCCAGGACACAUUCUGCUCAUAGAGGUACCUUCAUCCUUUUUCCUACCAUCUAUUGUCUUCAAGUCUGAUGGCCUGGCAUCACAUUGUGGCGUUUUUCUGUAUUUAUGUCGCUGA
Messenger RNA from Schistocerca serialis cubense, 2505 nucleotides. Its product is annotated as A disintegrin and metalloproteinase with thrombospondin motifs 7-like. The transcript has 20 exons. NCBI's taxonomy places the organism in Eukaryota, Metazoa, Arthropoda, Insecta, Orthoptera, Acrididae. Gene Ontology annotation, cellular component: extracellular matrix. Gene Ontology annotation, biological process: extracellular matrix organization; proteolysis. Gene Ontology annotation, molecular function: metalloendopeptidase activity. The record is from RefSeq and is a predicted model, not a curated record. The coding region runs from base 1 to 2505 and encodes 834 amino acids.